GAAGGGUCGUCUUUUUAAAUAUUUUUGGUUCUACUUUUUUCUCAAUUUUUAAGCGGCAAUUUUAGUUCAUAUUUCUAAAAUGUGGCGCUCUAACUUACUACUUCUUUCGCRUAAUCUUGCUCCAAGGAAAUUACUGCCAUAUUUAAGGAACAAUCAAAGAUAUUUAUGCACACAGCUUCAAAARGAAUGUGAGAAAAGCACAGCGGUACUCGAUGCAGCAAAACAGCUAAARGAAGGUGACAGCCUCCAUGGUUACACAGUAACCAAGGUUGUACCAGUACCAGAACUGUCAUUAGUAUCUGUCCACCUUACCCAUGAUUCCACAGGAGCCCAGCACUUACAUAUUGCAAGAGAUGAUUCAAAUAAUGUCUUUGGGGUUGGAUUCCGCACCACACCCAUGGGCAGUACUGGAGUGUCGCACAUAUUAGAGCACACGACGCUGUGUGGAUCACAGAAGUUCCCUUGCCGGGAUCCAUUCUUUAAAAUGCUUAACAGAUCUUUAGCAACAUUUAUGAAUGCAAUGACAGCAAGUGAUGUCACAAUGUAUCCUUUCUCCACUCAAAACCCAAAAGACUUCAGGAACUUGUUGUCUGUGUAUUUAGACGCUGUGUUCUUUCCUCGCUUACAAGAACUGGAUUUCUGGCAAGAAGGCUGGAGACUCGAAAAUGAAGACCUCAACAACCCCGAUUCUCCUUUGGUUUUCAAAGGAGUUGUUUUCAAUGAAAUGAAGGGAGCCAUGUCUACAGCUGAAUCAAUAUUUGUUAGGGAUGCUCAGAGCAAACUGUUGCCUAGUCAUACUUAUAGUAACAAUAGUGGUGGGGAACCACUGUGUAUACCAGAUUUGACUUGGGAACAACUCAAGCAGUUUCAUUCUACUCACUACCACCCCAGUAAUUCAAGGUUUUACACKUAUGGAGACAUUCCACUUGAAGAUCAUCUGCAACAGAUUAAUGAAAUUGCCUUGAAACACUUUGAAAGGCUUCAAACAGAGACAGACAUUCCUAAUGAAAUGCGAUGGACUUCAAGUAGAGAAGCCAGCAUCACAGGUCCUGUUGACCCAAUGGAAGCUGACCCUGACAAACAGACUAUUGUAAACAUGAGUUAUCUACUUAGCAGCACUACUGAUCCAUUUGAAGGGUUUGUUAUGAGUGUCCUGUCGUCUCUUUUGAUUGGAGGACCRACAUCCCCAUUUUACCAAGCACUUAUUGAACCCAACAUUGGGUCARACUAUUCUCCUGGUACAGGAUAUGACAAUGGCACAAAGGAUUCUUCAUUCUCCAUUGGUCUCAAAGGCAUCAAAGCAGAAGAUGUACCAAGAGUCAAGGAAAUUAUCAACCAAACAUUUGACAAAGUCAUUCAAGAGGGCAUUCCACAAGAAAGAAUAGAAGCUGUUCUACAUCAGUUAGAACUUUCUAUCAAGCAUCAGAGCUCUAACUUUGGGCUUGGCUUAAUGAUGCCUUGGAACCAUGGUGGAGAUCCCACAGAGUACCUCCAAGUUAAUAAAUACAUGGAGAAGUUCAAAGAGUGCCUCAAAGAUGAGAAGUUUCUGCAGAAUAAAGUCAAAGAAUACUUCAAAGAUAACCCACAUUGUCUAACACUUGUCUUGAACCCAGACCCUGAGUAUGAAAACAAACUAGCAGAAGAAGAAAAGAAGAAACUGCAAGACCAAACUUCAACAUUGACAGCAGAAGACAAGGAUAUUAUCUACAAAAAGUCUGGUGUUCCAAUACAGUUUUCUGAGCAGCCCACUAAUGGUGUUGCGUACUUCAGGGCCAUCUCCAGUAUCUCAGAUAUCCCUGAUGACCUCAAACCUUACCUGCCAUUAUUCUGUUUCGUCAUUACAAAGAUGGGAGCAGGAAACCUGAAUUACAAGGAGCUGGCGCAGAUUAUCGAACGAAGAACAGGAGGAUUGUCUGUCGGCACUCACGUGUGUACACACCAUACAGRAACCAAUAAGUAUGAACAGGGCGUGAUGUUUUCUUCUCACUGUUUGGAUGGUAACYUACCACACAUGUUUUAUCUCUGGGGAGAGAUAUUUGCAAGGCCCAUGUUAGAUGACCAAGAKCGUCUUCGUACCCUGAUWAAUAUGAUGGCGGCAGAUUUUGCUAACUCCAUUGCACAUUCUGGUCAUUCAUAUGCAAUGAGCCUGGCUUCCAGUGUCUUGACUCCGGCUUCACAUCUGGGUGAAAUAUUUGGUGGCUUGUCCCAGGUUCUCUUCAUGAAAAAUUUGGUUGAUAUGGAAGAUCUCACGCCUGUCAUUCAAAAACUAACGACAAUAGCUGUACAUGUACUAGAGGGUACUCAAUUCAGAUGUGCAGUAAAUACGAUCCCAGAAAGUAGAUCUGCUGUAGAGACAGCUUUAGAAGGUUAUUGUGAUGCACUACCUAGUAGCACCGUUGAUGAACCAGGAACAGUAUUGAAUCUCGAAUUUCAACCCAAGUCCAACAAGACGCACUUUGAACUACCCUUCCCGGUGAACUACUCCAGUCGAUGUAUUAACGCAGUUACUUACAACCACCAAGAUUAUCCAAAGUUAAGAAUUCUUGCAAAGUUGUUGUCAUCUAAGUUUCUUCAUAGAGAGAUUCGAGAGAAAGGCGGUGCUUAUGGCGGUGGAGCUAAAUUAGGUGGAGGCGUCUUCUCAUUUUAUUCUUACAGAGAUCCCAAUAGUCUCGAUACAUUAGCAGCAUUCAAUAACUCGAUCACGUGGGCAGAGGAAGGAAACUUCACUGAACAAGACAUUGAUGAAGCAAAGCUCUCUGUUUUUGCAGCGGUUGACAGUCCUGUGUCACCCGGUAAUCGAGGACUACUGUACUUCACCCAAGGAGUCACAGACGAAAUGAGACAAACACAGCGUGACAGGUUGUUUGCUGUCACGCGUGACGAUCUGAUAGACGUGACAAGAAGGUACCUGUCUACCUCGGACAAAUACGACUCAGUGGCUCUACUGGGGCCUGAAAACGAGUUAACAGCCAAAGAUAGCAGUUGGACAAUACGUAAGGAAAGUCUGUAGAAUAUGAAAAAAGAUGGAUCACUCAGAUGACGCAGGACUUCGACAGUCGUAUCGCUGUCGUAAGGUAAUCGUGUCAUUGUCGCCCAGUGAUCCCGGUAUUGCUGUAGGUCCGUACACACGAAGGGACAUGUAGCAAGGACAUUUUGAUGACCCUUGCUAGGGACGUAUUCAAGUCAYAUAUCCCAGGCCCAUGGAUAUUUUGCCUCCCAGAUAUGAUGACCCCUAAAGUUAUAUCGGUUGAUUUUCAUGUCCCAGUCACAAAAUGCUACUCCCCCCCCCCCUACCCCACUCCAUCCCUACCCCCCCUUCCCCUACACUUCCUGCUGACCAUUCGUUAAGUGAAAAUUUGGUUUAAAAAAGGGAAGGUAUUGUUAGUAGAAGAGGAGCCCACUACUGUCCCGUGAUUCAACAUGUCCCUUCAUGAGUACCGACCUCGUCCAAACAAAUGGAAACCUUUUUAAAAAAAAUUCCAUUUAAUGAAAUAAACACCAUGAGAUUUCUUUAUAUAACUGUGAGUCASUUGAGGAGCGACAAUCAUAACUAAAUAAAACCUCUUUAUAUAUACAUA
Molecule: messenger RNA, 3578 nt
Organism: Actinia tenebrosa (Australian red waratah sea anemone)
Lineage: Eukaryota; Metazoa; Cnidaria; Anthozoa; Actiniaria; Actiniidae
Product: presequence protease, mitochondrial
Biological process (GO): protein processing
Cellular component (GO): mitochondrial matrix
Molecular function (GO): metal ion binding; metalloendopeptidase activity
Source: RefSeq, a predicted model, not a curated record